AUGGCCGACAAGCAAGAGAGUACUUCGGCAGCUGUUGCUGAGGCUUCCGCGACGAGCCAGGAAGUAAAGACCAAUGGCCAGGCCACCGAAGCCCCCGAUUCGACCGAGUCGAAGGCUGAGACGGCCGAUGAGGAAGGCGAGCAAGAAGGCAUCGACGCUCUGUUCCCCGUGACGAUUCUCCUACCGCACGAGCCGAACAAGCUUCACAUCAUGGUCUCUUCCCAAGAGCAAGUCCAUGAACUACGCCAAUCCAUUAUCGAAAUGCCCGCCGCAUUUCAGUACUCCUGCUUUCACCUUGAACACGCCGGCGAGCGUAUCAAUGACUUCAUCCAGGUGUCGGAUAUCAAAGGUGUGGGGCCAGAGUCAGAAAUCCGGCUGGUAGAGGACCCUUACACAGAAAAGGAGGCGCGGAUACAUGUUAUCCGGACGCGUGACUUAAUCGGCGCCGCUGGAGAUCGCACCGAUACCCUACACGGGGUUCUGCACGGCAUCUCCCUUUUCGAUAACGUUACCGCUGCGUCGAAGGAUGGCGAUAAUGUACAGGCGAGUGUCUACGAAUUUGACGCCCCGGCGAACCCAUCGGCAGCUUUGUUGCCCAAGGAGGAGGAGCCUGCGCCCAAAACAGUCAAGUCUAUCGCACUGUCCCCAUGGAACCCUCCCCCGUACCAUCUCCGACAAAAAGGCCACUUGCUGUAUCUGCUUGUGACUACCAACGAAGGCGAGCAAUACCAAAUCACAUCACAUGUAGGCGGUUUUUACGUAAAUAAGUCGUCUAACCAAAAGUUUGAUCCUUUGCCACGGGCGGCUCCCAAGGGUCACUCGGCCCAUUCCCUCUUGAAAUUGAUGAAGCAGAUCUCUCCCUCCUUCACCGAGUCGUUUGACAAGCUGCUCCAAUGGAGUAGUCAAAGGGACCCAAUGGCAACGUUCCAGAUGACAAAUGCUAUCCCGGCUGCGCCGUGGUUGGUCCCAUCAUCAUCAUCGGCGUUGACCCAACAUAGCUCAGAUAUCACGCGAACCCAGGAAGGCUACUUGAUCUCUGGCGUGGACAACACCGACACUCUUCGAGAUUGGAACGAAGAGUUCCAAUCGGCUCGUGAGCUGCCCAAGGAGACGGUGCAGGAUCGGGUGUUCCGAGAGAGGUUUAUGUCCAAGUUGUUUGCCGACUAUGCUGAUGCUGCUGCCCGGGGAGCCAUACUUGUUGCCCGUGGCGAAGUUACCCCCCUUAACCCAACUGAAGAACGGGACGCACAGAUUUACGUGUACAACAACGUCUUCUUCUCAUUCGGCGCCGACGGUGUGGGCACUUUCACGACCGAAGGUGGCGAUGAUGCCGCCAGGAUCGCGACGGGCAAGGAUGUGAAUGGAGUGCGGUUGGUCAAUCAGUUCGACAUCGACGGGCUGUACAGCCCCGCUACCGUGGUGGUUGACUAUCUCGGAAAGCGGAUUGUUGGUCAGACGGUAGUCCCGGGUAUCUUCAAGCAGAGAGAACCCGGUGAGAACUCGAUCGACUACGGCGCCGUGGAGGGUAAGGAUAUUGUCGCAGCCGAUGAACGAUUCGUGGACACUUUUGCAAAGUUGUCCAAGGCUCUGAAAGUCAAGAAACAUCCUGUCUGGGACAAGGACGGCAAGCGAUUUGACUUGGAAGCAAGCGUAGAGACCAAGGGUUUGAUGGGCACAGAUGGGCGCAAGUACGUGCUGGAUCUGUACCGCAUCACGCCCCUGGACAUCUCAUGGAUGGAGGAAGUUGGAUCCACUGGGUACGAGGAGCAGAAAGACUCGGAUUACCCCCAUCGGAUGACAGUUCUGCGACCAGAACUCGUCGAGUCCCUCAGGGCGCAAAAGUGGGCCGAAUGGGUCAACGCCGAGUUGGCCAAACGUCAGAAGCAGCUGUCCGAUACUAAGGCUCAGUCAAAGGACGAGGCGUCUGAGAAGAAGCCUGCGGAUGCGUCUGAGAAGGAAUCCGAGGACAAGCCUGAAGUUGCCAUUACGGAGCAGACGGAAACCACUGGGACCGAAGGGGAGAACCCGAGUGAAUCCAAGGAAGAUGAAGGUGCUGAGGCAGAAGUCGAGAACCGUAUCGACGCCUCUGCAUUCCAGUUCGCUCUGAACCCAGAUGCCUUCAGCGGACAGGUACCCCAGACCGAUGCCGAAAAGGAGGAACUGGCCGCUGAUGAGCAGGAUGUGCGAAAUGCAUGCACCUACCUUCGCGAUUCCGUCAUCCCCGAGUUUGUUAACGACAUCAAGAACUCAGACCAACCCUUCCCUAUGGACGGACAAUCCCUGACUCGCAUGAUGCAUAAGCGCGGUAUCAACGUUCGUUACCUCCCCAAGGUCAUGGCCACCUGCGACGGUCCCAGACUUCAGCCGCUGCGGGAUCUGUGCAUACAGGAAAUGGUUUCACGGUCAUUCAAGCACGUUGCCGGCAAGUAUCUGCGCUAUCUUCCAAUGCCGCUGACCUCUACAUGCAUUGCGCAUCUUCUCAACUGUCUGCUGGGCUUCGGGCUGAACCCCAAACCUAGUGCAGAGGUCGAUGAGUCGAUGAAGGCGUUGUACCCCGAGGCAGAUUUGGCUUUCACAGACACCACGCCUGAAAGUUUGCGAGCGGAGAUGGAAGAGCAAAUUGCGCGUCGCUUCAGGUUCACUCUGGAAUCCGACUGGCACACGCGCAUCAAGCAUUUGCAACUCCUCCGUGAGGUGUCGUUGAAGCUUGGUCUUCAGGUGCAGUACAAGGACUUCCAAUUUAAUGCCGAGCAGAGCAAACCCGAGGCUGCCAAGGUUGCAGCCAACGGAACUGGUAAUGGCGUUAACGGUCAUGCGAGCGGCGAAAGCAAGAAGAAGAAGAAGAAGGCAAGAGAUGGAUCUCCAGCUUCCGUCGCCUCGUCGACAAAUGCGCUUUGCACCUUCACUGCGGAUGAUAUUGUCAACGUAGUGCCCAUCGUCAAGGACUCGGCACCGAGAAGCGCUAUCUCUGAGGAAGCCCUCGAGGGCGGCCGUCACUCUAUCAUGCAGAACAAUCGAAAGAUCGGCCAAGAACUUCUGCUCGAGUCCCUGAGUCUCCAUGAGCAAAUCUAUGGCAUCCUGCACCCCGAGGUUGCCCGAGCCUACUCGAACCUGGCGCAGAUAUACUAUCAGCUGGAGGAGAAGGAAGCAGCCGUGGAUCUGGCCCGCAAGGCCAUCAUUGUGUCAGAGCGCGCCAUCGGUGUCGACUCUGCCGAGACGCUGAGCUUUUACCUGAACCUGAGUCUAUUUGUGCACGGAUCAGGUGAUAGCAAGACAGCUUUGUCCUACAUCAAGCACGCGCUCGAUCUGUGGAAGGUGAUUUACGGCCCCGAUCACCCCGAUUCCAUCACCACGCUCAACAACGCUGCUGUGAUGCUGCAGCACAUGCAAGCCUACCACGAGUCGCGGCUCUGGUUCGAGCAAGCACUGGGCGUCUGCGAGCGUGUCAUGGGCAAGAACAGCUUGAGCGCGGCCAGCCUACUCUUCCAACUGGCGCAGGCGCUUGCCCUGGAUAACGAGUCCAAGGCGGCACUGGGUAAGAUGCGCGAGUGCUACAACAUUUUCAAAGAUACGCUGGGGCCCGACAAUAACAACACCAAGGAAGCCGAGAGCUGGCUUGAGCAGCUGACGCAAAAUGCCGUGAAUAUAGCGAAGCGCGACAAGGACGCUCAGCAGCGCCGCCUGCGGGCUGGUAUCCGCUUCCCGACGCGCAACAUGGCUCUCGGUGCGGGUACUGGCACAGUGGAGCCAGCGCAGCCCCGAGGGGGCAAGACGCCGGCCAUCGAUUCUCGGAGCAUCGAUGACUUGAUCAAGUUUAUCGAGGGAAGCGACAACCAGAACAAAAGCACCAAGAAGCGUGCGACUCGGGGCCCGAAAACUAGGAUCAGUGGCUCCAACUGA
Messenger RNA from Pseudomassariella vexata, 3900 nucleotides. Its product is annotated as clustered mitochondria-domain-containing protein. Gene Ontology annotation, molecular function: mRNA binding; protein binding. Gene Ontology annotation, biological process: intracellular distribution of mitochondria. The record is from RefSeq and is a predicted model, not a curated record. Lineage: Eukaryota; Fungi; Ascomycota; Sordariomycetes; Amphisphaeriales; Pseudomassariaceae. Bases 1 to 3900 code for a protein of 1299 amino acids. The transcript is spliced from 4 exons. Gene Ontology annotation, cellular component: cytoplasm.